CCAAAAAGCAAAAAAAAAAGAAAAAAACAGAAAAGGAAAAAAAAGAAAAACCUAAUCGCGAUCCUAAUUUCGCAAUUGUGGCAUAGGAAUGUCCUCUUGUUUUCUCUUUCACCACACAAAUUCCCAAUUCUCACUUUCUUUUAUCGCACUUCUUUCAAUCGGAAACUAGUUAUUUUUCUUCAACAUCAAGCGUGUCUGUAGUUGGUUGAAGCAUUGUGGUGUUGGUCUGGUUUUGGUCUCCGAGGUUUGUGUUGGAUUCCGAUGAAUUAUGUAACAGAAGGUGCGCAUGUCGACCACGUUUCCGUAGCACAUGGCUGCUGCUGCUGACAACACCAACCCUCCAAAGGAUUAUUACAAAUUGCUGGAGGUUGAUUAUGAUGCAACUGAUGAAAAUAUCAAAUUAAAUUACCGAAGACUCGCAUUGAAAUGGCAUCCUGACAAGCACGGAGGUGACAAUGCUGUUACUACAAAAUUUCAAGAGAUAAAUGAAGCUUACAAUGUAUUAAGUGAUCCUGCCAAGCGUUUUGACUAUGAUUUAACGGGGAUAUGCGAAAUUGAAAAAUAUAGUUUACAGGAAUAUCUUGCCAGAUUUAAAGGCAUGAUUCUUACCUGCAAUGGACUUGGUAUCAACCAAACAGACAGAUGGUCACCCCAAUUGAUUGAAAAUUUUGAAUCCCUUGAUAAAUAAGGCUUCAAAAUCUAAAUUUCAUCCAGCGGAGUUACGAAUAAGGAUAUUUAAGCGUAACCAUGAUCUUGAUUUCCACCCCUCUCGGUUUCACCGAGAUUUGAAACCUCCAUAAUUGACAAUGCAACUCUGCUUGAAUCAUACACACUGUAAUAUUUAGCUACUUCAAGUGUACUUUUAGAAUGAGCUGUUAUGACGAACCUUUACGUCAGUGUUGUAGUUUUGUUUCAUGCCUCUUAGUUUGUUGACUAGUGAACAAUAUACUCUUUUCUUUAUUUGUAUAUUAAAUCAAUUAACUUUGUAAAUGGACUUGGUAUUAGUCAGGGUUAGAAUUCUGAACCA
Molecule: messenger RNA, 1027 nt
Organism: Vigna unguiculata (cowpea)
Lineage: Eukaryota; Viridiplantae; Streptophyta; Magnoliopsida; Fabales; Fabaceae
Product: Chaperone DnaJ-domain superfamily protein
Cellular component (GO): nucleus; cytoplasm
Source: RefSeq, a predicted model, not a curated record